Messenger RNA from Bipolaris victoriae FI3, 1422 nucleotides. RefSeq lists its product as hypothetical. NCBI's taxonomy places the organism in Eukaryota, Fungi, Ascomycota, Dothideomycetes, Pleosporales, Pleosporaceae. The record is from RefSeq and is a predicted model, not a curated record. The transcript is spliced from 3 exons. Bases 1 to 1422 code for a protein of 473 amino acids.
AUGGAGCAGCUGGAACCGGGCAGUCUGAUCCAGUAUCAGGGCUCACUGUCUCCUCCACCCUCAUGGCCAGCAGUAGUCUGUACAGACGACAUGGCACCUAAGGAUUUACUGCGAAGUCGCCCGCGCGGUGUUUCUACAAUUCUCAUAUUGAUCUUAGGUAGCCUAACAUUUCGCUGGGCAACCCCAAAAGAUUUGAGCGAAUACGAUCCGUUCAUGCCAAUUCUACAGGGACAAAUGGUAGCAAGAGUGCCGGGCCUAGGAGAUGCAUAUGGAAUGGCCAACAACCAUCUCGACUCUUCCUUGGACUUGGAGUAUUGGCGUGAGAGAGUGGGAGGUACUAUAACCAUUGAUUCUGAUCUCGAAUUAGACUCUGAAGACUCCAUGGACACUGAAUUUCAGCAAGCCUUACGCGCAAGCCGAGACGACUACUUGCGCAAGAAUCCUGCAAGUAGAAGCUUGCUGACGCCCUCUCAAUCGCCCCCAAUCGUAUUGCCAAGUCCACAAGUUAGUCGUACUGCCGCAACCCAGAACUCUACAAGAUUUUUUGGAGUCCCUCUGCCCAACAACACUAUAGACCUAACAGACGAGGAAGUCCCUACAGACGAGACCCCAAAACGAACAGAGCCAGCCACAAAACCGUUAUCCCAACAGACCUGCAUCCUAGACACCACCAACCUCUCCAACAUCUUCAACAAACCAACCAGCGACACCAUAGAUGGCGAACUUACCCAAAGCAAACACUUCAUCCACGUCCCCGUGGGCCCCAAAUCCCAACUCCGCGUCCUCCCCCAGCAAUCCCUCUGGAACAGACCCUACUUCCGCGACCCGCGCCGCGGCCUCAACCACUUCGACUACAUCGACAACACAUGGAUCCUGCGCCACCCAGCCCUGCGUCACAUCAACCCCGCCGACUUCGACUUUGCAGCCGAGUACCUCGAAAGCGACGACUUUGGGAUCCGAUUACCGCUCGAUCCGCGUAGUAGUAGUAGUAGUAGUAGUAGUAGUAGUAGUAGUAGCAGUGAGGAUUACAGCAUAGUGCUGCAGCAGUGCUACGCGGCGUGGAGUGUUGCGGAUCGCCUUGAUAUGUAUGAUCUUAUGGAGCAUGUGGUGGAUAAGCUGGAGGGUAUCACGCCGGGUAGGGAUGAGAUGAUGGUGUUUGCGUGUCGGAUUUUUGGGAAGAAAGGGGGUGGGGAUUUGCCGGGGCAUUAUCGGCUCAAGGAGUAUUUGGCUAGGUUUAUUGCGGAGGAUUGGUGGGGGUAUAUGAGGGAGCUGGGGGAGUGGUUUGUGGAGAGGUUGGAGGGGUUGCCUGAGUUGGAGAGGGAUGUGUGUGAGAAGCGGUUGGAGGCGUUGAAUGAGCGGUUGGAUAGGGAGGAGGAAGAAGUGGAAGAAGUGGAAGGCGGGGAAGAUAUGGAGAUUGAUUGA